This is a messenger RNA of Suillus clintonianus, 1604 nucleotides long. RefSeq lists its product as uncharacterized. Gene Ontology annotation, biological process: NADPH regeneration. The record is from RefSeq and is a predicted model, not a curated record. Bases 115 to 1491 code for a protein of 458 amino acids. Gene Ontology annotation, cellular component: cytoplasm. NCBI's taxonomy places the organism in Eukaryota, Fungi, Basidiomycota, Agaricomycetes, Boletales, Suillaceae. Gene Ontology annotation, molecular function: oxidoreductase activity; nucleotide binding. The transcript has 10 exons.
CCGGUGCGCGCGUUCGGGCCGCUGAGCGUUACCGAGUUUUAAGAUAACUGACCACUGCCGUUGAAACCUUUCUUUCAUCUGAUAUCUCAACCGUUGGUCCUUAACAUCGCUAGCAUGUCGAACCUCAGUAAACUGAACGUUUUAAUGUGUGGUACUGGAGAGUACACCACUGGAUGGACUGGUUCUGGAGCCUCUACAUCCGACAAGAAGAUUGGGGUCGUUGGCCUUACGAUGUUCGAUCUUCGAAGGUUAGGCAAAAUCGGUAAACUCGCAAUGGUCGGCGUUAAUGGUGGAAAAUUCCCCGCUAUACGCCAACACUUGCGAGAGAACAUCGAGAAUGUUUACAAGGAAAUGGAUACCUCCUUUGAUGAGUACCCAAAAGAGGCAAAUGUUGAUCCUGAGGCUUGUGAGUUGGUUAGAAAUGCACUGCACGGAUGUCUUACCCUCCUAGACAAGGAGGCCAUCGACAAAAUGUCUCCCGGAGAUGCUGUCAUCGUGUUUACCCCUGACAGCACUCACUACCCCAUUAGCUUGUAUGCGAUUGAACGUGGCAUCCAUGUUCUCAUCACUAAACCCGCAACCAAAUUGCUAUCACAUCACAACGCACUUGUUGCAGCUGCAAGAAAGCACAACGUUGUCUGCUUUGUGGAGCAUCAUAAGCGCUUUGAUCCAGUGUAUAGUGAUGCCAAAGCCAGAGCACAGGCACUUGGCGAAUUCAACUUCUUCAACGCAUGGAUGAGCCAGCCGAAGAGUCAGCUAGAAACCUUCCGCGCUUGGGCUGGCAAGGAUUCAGACAUCAGCUAUUAUCUCUCGUCACAUCAUAUUGACAUUUGCUGCUGGAUUCUCCAAGACAAAGCAAUACCCACUCGAGUAGUUGCCAGUGCAGCGACCGGCAUUGCAACGGGGGAGCCAUACAACUGUGUCCCUCAAACAGAAGACACCAUCACGCUCCUCGUUGACUGGCAGUCGAUUACGAGCUCGGCACACAAGGGCACGGCAGUUUACACGGCAUCUUGGACUGCACCUUUGAAGGCGGGUAUUCACUCUGCCCAGCACUGGUAUUAUAUGGGUUCUAAGGUGGGUCGGUCUCGCGACUGUCUUUUUUGUACCAACGUAAAUCCACUGGAAUCCACUGGUGAUGUUUUGCAGGGUGACAUAAACGUUGACCAAGCUCACCGUGGGUAUGAUAUUACCGUUGACGAAACUGGGAAGACAUGGUACAAUCCCUUCUAUAUGAAGUAUUCACCGUCGGAGAGCGGUCACUUUGAUGGGCAACGAGGCUACGGAUAUAUUUCUAUCGAAAAGUUCAUCGAUGCCGCCCGAGAAGUCAACGCCGGUAUUGCCAAACCCUCCGAUUAUGACGGUCACGGCUAUCCGACUAUCGCUAACACCGUGCUCACGACUGCUAUUCUCAAUGCUGGCCGUAUCAGUCUGGACGAGAAGAGAGCUGUUGGUAUCAAGAAGAGCGGAGACGAAUGGAUACUAGAAUGAGAGAGGUUUGCCUUGACGAUCUUCCAUGCAACAAUAAUUUUCUUGUGUACCGAGGUUGUUGUCCUCAAAAAAAUCAGCGUAUUGUAUGAAUAUGAAGCCCGAGUUCCGUGCCA